CUCUCCACACCAUCCAAUCAGCAUGGCCACAAAACGAGGCGCCUCUGCAUCCACAUCCGCAGCGGCAUCCACAUCCCUCGUCAAGCGUUCUCGAGUCGAAGACGCAGACGACGCCUCGUCAGGAUCCCUCAUCACAGUCUCGUCUUCCGGCAAGGACAAAGGCUUGGUUCGCACCGUCAAACGCACCAGCGGCCUCAGCGAUCCCAUCCUCAGCCUCAGUGGUGGCCAUGCCGGGGAGAUUCUCGAUGUGCGCUUCUCGCCAGAUGGACAGAUCAUAGCUGCCGCUGGUGCAGACCAUACAGUGUCAAUAUGGCAUACCUAUGCGCCGAAUGACCACAUCACUUCCCUCCUUUCCCAUUCAAAGGCGGUAACAUGCCUCGCCUUCCUACGAGCGCCAUCUUCGUCACCACUGCUCCUCUCCGCAUCGGCCGAUGGCACCAUCAUCCUCUGGUCUCCACUCGCCCCGCCGCCGACGAACAAGGUACGCAGGUUCCGCCAACAUCGUGCCGUCGUCAACAGCAUUGCCCCUUGCCCUACGGAUGCUACCAUCUUUGCCAGUGGAAGUGAUGAUGGUACCAUCUGCGUCUGGAAUACCGAUGAGCGCAAGCCAUUGGAUGUCCUCAAUGUGGGCUACCCUGUCACAGCCGUUGAAUGGGCACAGGAUGGGAGCUCAUUGUUUGUAGGAGGCAUCGACAAUCAGAUUCAUCUCUACGACCUGCACCGCAAACAGGUCGUCUACACCCUCUCCUCCCACACAGAUACCAUCUCAAGCCUACGCCUCUCCCCUACCGGCUCACAUCUCCUCUCCCUUUCCUUCGACUCGACACUCAAAGUUUGGGAUGUACGGCCAUUUGCCAUCUCGAAUGGCAACGGGGCAAGAGGAGGCGAAGAGUCACAAGACGAGCGGCUGACAGGCACCUUCACAGGCGCCGCCGUGGGAGGCAACGACUCGCUCCUUGUGAGGGCGGAUUGGAGUCGAGAUGGCAAACGUGUCGUCAGCGGCAGCUGUGAUCGAACCUGCGUGGUAUGGGAUAUGGAGGACAUGAAGGGGAGAGUCGUGUAUAAGCUGCCAGGGCACAGAGGGACAUGUACUGCUGCGGCGCUUCACCCGAGAGAGCCCAUUGUUGUGUCAAGCUCGGCGGAUGGGACGUUGCUCUUGGGAGAGAUUGAGCCGUGA
Messenger RNA from Jaminaea rosea, 1177 nucleotides. RefSeq names its product putative U5 snRNP-specific 40 kd protein. Lineage: Eukaryota; Fungi; Basidiomycota; Exobasidiomycetes; Microstromatales. Gene Ontology annotation, molecular function: protein binding; RNA binding. The transcript is spliced from 3 exons. Gene Ontology annotation, cellular component: catalytic step 2 spliceosome. The coding region runs from base 23 to 1177 and encodes 384 amino acids. The record is from RefSeq and is a predicted model, not a curated record.